Messenger RNA from Telopea speciosissima, 1191 nucleotides. Its product is annotated as protein FAR1-RELATED SEQUENCE 5-like. The record is from RefSeq and is a predicted model, not a curated record. The transcript is spliced from 2 exons. Gene Ontology annotation, molecular function: zinc ion binding. The coding region runs from base 1 to 1191 and encodes 396 amino acids. Gene Ontology annotation, biological process: regulation of DNA-templated transcription. NCBI's taxonomy places the organism in Eukaryota, Viridiplantae, Streptophyta, Magnoliopsida, Proteales, Proteaceae.
AUGGUAAUAGAUUAUUCACUUUUUGGUGAUGUGGUGACCUUUGAUACUACAUUUUGUACAAACAAGGAGAAUAGGCCUUUUGGCAUUUUUUCUGGAUUUAACCAUCACAGAGGCAUCGUUAUAUUUGGGGCAACACUUUUAUAUGAUGAGAUGGCCGAAUCAUUUAAAUGGUUGUUUGAGGCUUUCUUGGAAAGCCAUGGGCAAAAGAAGCCUAUAACAUUAUUUACAGAUCAAGAUGCCGCCAUGGCAAAGGCAAUUUCGGAGGUGUUUACUGGAACAUGGCAUGAUUUAUGUACUUGGCAUUUAAUGCAAAAUGGCAUUAGGCAUCUAGGUAACUUAAUGAAGGAUGGAUCAAGCUUUCUAUCAGAUCUAAAGAUGUGUAUAUAUCAGUAUGAUGAGGAAGUACAAUUUGAGGCUGCAUGGGAACAAUUAAGGAGUAAUUAUCAGUUUUUAAAGCAUUUUGAAAGAGUAGUCAAUGAUAAGCGUGCUAAUGAAUUGAAGGCUGAGUCUGAGGCAAGAAAUAAGCUCCCAAGAAACUCGUUUCCCCACACGCCCUUAAUGGGACAUGCAGAAAAAGUCUACACUCCUUUAAUCUUCCGCUUAUUUCACGAUGAGUUCUCUUGGGUUGGUUCUUGCUACAUAAAACGGAAGGAUGAAAGUAAUAGCUUGCAUAAGUAUGAUGUUGGUAUUCAUGGUUCAGAGGAGGAAUUUAAGGUUGAAUGUCAUCCAUCCGAGGUUAUUGUUAAAUGCAGCUGUAGGAAAUUUGAGACAUUUAGUAUCCUAUGUUGCCAUGCUUUGAAAAUUUUCGUAAGGUUAGAUAUCAUGUCUAUUCCUGAAGCUUAUGUUUUGAGUAGAUGGACAUGUGCAACAAGAAACUUAGUAGUGGAAGAUAGCAAUGGAAUACAAAUUGAGGAAGAUGUUAAUUUGGAUUCUACGGAGCGUUAUAGAAUUCUUUGUCGUAAACUGGUAAAUAUUGCAUCAGAAGCAUCCAAUUCAGUAGAAGGAUAUGCAUUGGUGAACAAUGUUGCUAGUGAUUUGUAUAAACAAUUACACAAUCUACACAGCGGGAAUUCAAAUCCAUCUCCAGAUGAGUCAACUGAGGAGCCUAAUCUGAAUAUUGUGAAAGGGCUUAAAAAGAAAGAGAAAAAGAAGAUAGAGGGUUCAAAAACAAAUAAACGAUUGAAACCUUGA